Molecule: messenger RNA, 738 nt
Organism: Talaromyces marneffei
Lineage: Eukaryota; Fungi; Ascomycota; Eurotiomycetes; Eurotiales; Trichocomaceae
Exons: 2
Coding region: 1-738 (245 amino acids)
Molecular function (GO): acyltransferase activity, transferring groups other than amino-acyl groups
Source: RefSeq, a predicted model, not a curated record
AUGGCUAUCACCAUCUCCCCUGCCGAUGUCAACGACAUCAAACCCCUCAUCCGCCUCAAUCAAGCAGCCUUUCCAUUAAUGUACACCUCCAUCCUCUUCAAUGGUCCCCUCGAAGAGUCAACCAUCGACGCGAUAGCCGAGCAGCGCAUCAAAUCACUCGAGGAAGAAAAUGAAAAGAGCGAUGGCCAAGAAUCACCGCAAAAGAAGUUCAUUGGCUUCAAAGCUAUCGAUGACUCCACCCGUGAAAUUGUCGGCGAGGCUCGCUGGAUGAUUUAUUAUGAGGAUGAAGUACUCACGAAAUCUAUCGAGGACGAAGUCGAGAAGAGCAUCAACCCGGUGAUGCCUCAGAUGAAGGUGCAGCCUACGGCCGAGUUUGCGAGAAUACUUGCCACGACAAAACGAGAAGUCCUUGCUAUUCCUGUUGAUUCGCAAGAUACUACAGACUCUAGCACACCCAUCAAACUACGUAAAAGGGUGUAUCUGCAACUUUUGGCUGUUCAUCCAGAUCAUCAGAAGAAAGGGAUAGGACGCAAAUUGCUUCAGUGGGGGCUUGACGAGGCUGAUAGAGCUGGGUUGAUUACCUAUCUGGAGGCUUCAGCGGAGGGUGCCAGGUUGUAUGAAUCAGCUGGUUUCGAGAAGGUGAAGGAUAUGGCUAUGGAUUUGACACCCUUUGGUGUGAACCACAAAUUGCCGAUAAGGUUGAUGAUGAAACAGCCCAGGUCUAAACAAUGCCAGUGA